Messenger RNA from Oryza sativa Japonica Group (Japanese rice), 414 nucleotides. Its product is annotated as probable E3 ubiquitin-protein ligase ATL44. Lineage: Eukaryota; Viridiplantae; Streptophyta; Magnoliopsida; Poales; Poaceae. Gene Ontology annotation, biological process: protein ubiquitination. The record is from RefSeq and is a predicted model, not a curated record. Gene Ontology annotation, molecular function: zinc ion binding.
AUGGUUGAUCUGUCAGGCCUCGAGAUAUUCCUCGCCGUCGUCGCGCUCAUCGCCGCGAUCUGUGCCAUCUCCUGGACCGUGCGAUGCUUAAUCGGCCGGCGGUUCGAGGUCGCCACCGGCGAUCCCAACGGGGAGCGCCAAGGGUUGCUGAACAAGGAGGAGGUCGUCAUCAUCGACGUCGCCGCCGCCACGGAGGCGAGGGGCGACGACGUGGCGCUCUGCGCGAUCUGCAAGGGGAGGCUCGCGGUCGCGGUCGCGGACGGCGGGGGACAGCCGUGCCGGCGGCUGCGGCCGUGUGGGCACGUCUACCACGCGGAGUGCAUCGGCCUGUGGCUGCAGAGGGGGACGACGUGCCCGGUGUGCCGCGCCGACGUCGUUGCCUCGCGGAACGAAAUCGUCGGCGCGAUGGCGUGA